AUGGAAUUAUGGAGGCAAAAUGCCAAAAAUUACAUGAUAUUUUAUAUAUUGAUUAUUGUAUUCAUAAAUCAAUUUAUUAAAAUUACAGGAUUAUGUAUGAAAUCAUCAUCAUCAUCUGAAUCGAUAGCAAUUACAUAUGAAAUUAUUGAAGAAUCUAUAACACCAAUGAUUAUAGGUAAUUUAAAAAAAGAUUUAUGUAUAGAUCAAUAUUAUGAUACAAAUAAUGAAUUACUAUUACAUAAUAAUAAUAAUAAUAAUGAACAAUCCAUUACCCAUGAAUUUGUAUUAUUUCCUACAUCACAACCAUUUUAUAAAUAUUUUAAUAUAAAAACUGACAUAGUAACUAAUUAUAAUGAACAAUAUUUAUUAUUAAAUAAAUCAAUUGAUCGUGAACAAUUAUGUAGUAGAACAAAUGAAAUUCAUUCAAGUCAUUCUAAAUUAAUACAAUCUAAUUAUAUAAAACAACCUCAUGAACAACAACAAUUACAAUAUUAUAAUGAUGAUAUGAAUACAUUAUGUAAUUGUAAUCAUUUAUUAGGUUGGUGUACUAUUUAUUUACAUUUAGCUCUUAUUCCAUUCUAUAAUAAUCAAUCCAAUAAUCAUAUUGAUUUAUCUAAUAUAUCAUUUAUGAAUUAUACAAAACAAAUAAAUACUAUUGAUUAUUGGUUAAAUUCUAUUAGUAUUAUGCAAUUUUUUAUUAUAGAAUUAAAAAUUAUUGAUAUUAAUGAUAAUACACCAAUAUUUAAUCCAUCAAAUUAUAAAAUUAUAAUAAGUGAAUCUGAUAAACCCGGUAUGAUAUAUCGUUUACCAAUAGCAUUUGAUCAAGAUCUAGGUAUGAAUUCAAUGUUAUUAUAUAAGAUUAUAUAUAUAAAUGGAACAAAUAAUCAAGGGAAUAUAAUACCAUUAUAUUCAAUGAAUAAUAAUAAUAAUAGUAAUUAUAAUGACAAAUUAUUUAUUCUUAUACAAGAAACUAAUCAUAAACUACCAUUUAUUGCAUUACAUUCAUUAGAACAAACUGAUAUUAAUAAACUGUAUAUAAAAUUAAUUGAACCAUUAGAUAGAGAAUUAUAUUCUAAUUAUUAUGUAACAAUUAUAGCCAUGGAUAAAUCAAUAAAUAAUCAAAAAACAGGUACAUUAUCUUUAUUAAUUGAUGUAGCUGAUAUUAAUGAUGAAUUACCUAGAUUUAAACAAAAUCAAUAUGAAUUUCAUAUUGUAGAAAAUUCACCAACUGGUACUAUUAUAGGUCAAGUAAAAGCUAUUGAUAAAGAUGAUGGUUUAAAUUCAAUGAUUAAUUAUACAAUUAAAGAAAUGAAACCAUUUAUUAAUCAUAAUCAUGGUAAUAAUAAUAAUAAUAAUGAUUAUUAUGAUUAUUAUAAUGAUUUAUUUUAUAUUGAUUCAUUAACUGGUCAUAUUAAAUUAUAUACAAUGAUUGAUCGUGAAAAAUUAUUAAAAAUUCAUUUAAUUAUUGAAGCUAAAGAUAAUGGACAACCAUCAAGAUCAUCAUUAACUAAUGUAAUCAUUCAUAUAGAUGAUAUCAAUGAUAAUAGUCCAAAUAUUGAAUUAUGGGGUUAUAAAGAGAUAUUAAAUUCAACAGGAUUAUUGAUUAAUAAUAAUAAUAAUAAUAAUAAUAAUAAUAAUAAUAAUGAUAAUGAUAAUAAUAAUAAUAAUAGACAUCAUAGUAAUUUAAUACCAUUUUAUUUAAUUUCAUCACAAGGUCCUUUAAUUCCUGUUCAUAUAUGGGUUAGUGAAUAUUUAAAUCCUAGAUCAAUAUUAUCAAUUAUUAAAGUGAAUGAUCUUGAUCAAGGUAUUAAUGGUACAGUUCAAUGUCAUUUAAAUGAUUCCUAUUUUAUAUUACAACCAGAUAUAUCAAAUAAUAAUAAUAAUAAUGAUAAUAAUAAUAAUAAUGAUAAUCAAUUAAAAAGUUAUUACGUCAUCUUAUCAAAAUCAUUAGAUUAUGAAUUACAAAUUAUUCAUCAUUUACCAAUUAUAUGUUAUGAUUUAGGUAUACCAAUAUCUAAAACAUCAACGGUUUUAUUAAAUAUACAUAUAAAAGAUGAAAAUGAUAAUGAACCAAAAUUUCUAAUACCAGAAGUUUAUAAACCAGCUGAAUGGAUAAAUAAAGAACAAUUUGUACCUAAUAUACAAGAGAAUAAUAAUAAUAAUAAUAAUAAUAAUAUGAAUACUAUAUUUGAUUUUCAUAGAACAUUAUUAAAUCUUAAAAUGAUACCAUUAGAGAUUACAAUUCCAGAAACAUGUUCUAUUCAUACAAUAAUAUUAAAAUUUCCUAUACUUGAUAUAGAUAAUGGAAUAAAUAGUAUCAUAAAUUAUAAAUUACAAUUAAUAAAUCAAUAUCCUAUCAAUCAAUAUAAUAAUAAUAAUAAUAAUCAAUCAAUAGAUAUGAUGAAUAAUAUUGAUUUUUUACAAAUUAAUAAUAAAACAGGUGAAAUUUUAAUUCAAAAAUCAUUAAAAUUAAUACCAGAAUAUUUAAAAUUUUUAUAUGAAUUGAUUGUUACUGAUCAAGGUUUACCAAAAAAAUUAUCAAAAUUAUAUAUUUCAUUACAAAUUAUUAUAGUAAAUUCAUUUUCACCUGAAAUACAAUUAAUUAAAUUAAAUAAUAUAAAUAUAACUAUUAUAGAAGUAUAUAAAAGUAAUUCUAAUAAAAAAUAUGAAAUUGAACUUUAUGAAAAUCAACCAGCUAAUAUACAAAUAGCUAAAUUUAUAAGUUAUGAUCCAGAUAGAGGUGAAGCUGGUCGUAUCACAUAUAAAUUAAUACAAAAUUUAAUUAAAACAUGUAGUGGAUCAUAUCAAUCAAUCAAUAAUACUAUCACUAUUGAUUCUAAUUCUGGUAUUAUAACAAUAAUAAAAUCAUUAGAUCGUGAAUUAGAUGGUAAUUUAAUAUUAUUAACAAUUUAUAUACAAGAUCAUGGUAUACCAAUAUAUACAACAACUAUAUAUAUUGAUAUUAAAAUAUUAGAUAUUAAUGAUAAUCCUCCUAUAUUUAUAUUACCAUUACAAUCAUGUCAUAAAAUGGAUAUGAUAAGUUAUACAAAUCAUAUAAAUAAUAUAAUACCAUGUAAUACAUUAUAUUAUUAUUCAUUAAUAUAUAAUAAUACUAUCAAUCAAUUAUAUAAUAUAACAAUGAUUAUACCUAAACAAUCUAAACAAAAUAUAUUAUAUCCAUUUGUACAAUUUAAAGCGAUUGAUUAUGAUUUAGAUAGAAAUUCAUUGAUAACAUAUCAUAUUUAUAAAAAUUGUUCAAUAAUCAAUAAAUUAAAUGAAAAUUUUACUAAUUCAUUAUUUAUUAUUGAUAAACAUAGUGGUUGUUUAAGUAUUAUAUAUAAAUUUACUACUGAUACAUUAGAUACUACUUAUUAUUUUUGUAUUAUUGCAAAAGAUCAUGGUGAAUUAAUACAAUAUUAUAGUAUUAUGAAAGUAUAUAUUGAAAUGAAAUCAAAUAUUAAUCAAUCAAUUCUAUUCAUGAAUUAUUCAAUUCAAUCAAUAGAACAUAGAAUAAAAACUGAUUUAUCAUUUAAUAAUUAUAAUAUACCACAAUUAAAAUUAUAUCAAGAAGAAGAAGGAGAAGAGGAACAACAACAACAACAAGAACAUCCAGAACAAGAAGAACAACGAGAACAACAACAUGAACAUACAUUAACACCAAUUAUUAGAAUUUUAUUAUGUAUUACAACUACUUUAGGUGGAUUAAUGGUUAUAAUUGUUGGUAUAUUAAGUAUAAAACAACCUAAAUGGUUAAUAUGUAAUUUAUGUAAAAGAAAUUCUAAGGAAGCAGCUAAAGCUGAAUUAUUAAGAUUUCAUGAGGUUCAUAAUCAAAUUGAAGUUAAACGAAAUUCAAAAUAUAAACAAAAUAAAAUGAAAUCAUAUGAUAUGGAAUUAGAAAAAAGUCAAAAUUAUCCAUUAUUAUGUAAUAACAAUAAUAAUAAUAAUAAUAAUAAUAAUAAUAAUAAUAAUAAUAAUGAUACAUCGAUAAAUGAUGUCAUGGUAACUCAAACACAUAUUGAACAACCUGUACAAAUACAUUUACCUCAAGAUUAUUGUAUAGAAUGUAAUAAUAAUUCUAAUAUUACUGAUUCAUUAUUAUUAAAUUAUCCUUAUCCUUAUACUCAACAUCAAAAUCAUAUGCAUUAUCAACAUCAACAUCAAGAUCAACAUCAACAUCAACAUCAACAUGAACAUCAACAUCAACAUGAACAUCAACAUCAAGAUCAACAUCAACAUCAUCAACCUAAUCCAGAUUCACCUGUCUUCCUACAUAUUGUAAGAACAUAUGAUAUUGUAAAUGAUCCUAAAUUAAUGAAAUCAAUUAUAGAAACUAAAACAACUGGUCAUAUUGUAGAAAGUAAUAAUAUUAAAUGUAUUUAUUGUAAUGAAAAACCAACAGAAAAUUGGAAUCAAAAUAUUGUUUAA
This is a messenger RNA of Schistosoma spindalis, 4425 nucleotides long. The record is from the annotation of a GenBank genome assembly. NCBI's taxonomy places the organism in Eukaryota, Metazoa, Platyhelminthes, Trematoda, Strigeidida, Schistosomatidae.